Molecule: messenger RNA, 1464 nt
Organism: Durusdinium trenchii
Lineage: Eukaryota; Dinophyceae; Suessiales; Symbiodiniaceae
Source: the annotation of a GenBank genome assembly
AUGGAGCCUACAGAGCCUUCCCAUUGCCCCAUACCACCACAUCCGACGAUUCUAUUGCUGAAUUCUCGACCUUGGCUCUACGACAUCAAGGUGGCUGGCUUGAAAGACGUCUCUGAUGAUCAGCUCUUGGCAGCCGUCGGAAACCAUACCGACGUGGUGUGGUUGCAAGGCUGUUGGGAGCUAGGCCCUUAUGGCCAACGGCAUGAUGUUCAAGACCCUGGACGCUUGCAGCACUUCAAGGACUGCUUGCCAGAUUUUACUGAGGAUGAUUGCAUUGGAUCUCCCUAUGCCAUCCGGCAAUACAUUUGCAACCCCUCCUUGGGCACAGAGGAGGACCUCGCCCACUUCCGAAAACGCCUCGCUGCAAGGGGCAUUGCCUUGAUGCUGGAUUUUGUGCCAAACCAUAUGGCACGAGACAGUGCUUGGAUUGAGGAAGGAUUGUUUAUCAAAGGCCGGACUGGUGAUACCGUUUUUGGUCGCGACCCCUAUUCGGGCGAUUGGACCGACACGGCUCAGCUGAACUAUUGGUCAGAGGCUUGCCGACAGCACAUGCUGCAGCAGUUGUUGGAUUUGGCAGACCGUUGUGACGGUUUGCGAGUCGACAUGGCCAUGCUUUGUGUCAACGAGGUGGUCGAGAGGACCUGGGGCCCACUCCUUCGUGAGCAAGGCUUUCAGCGCCCGGCAGAAGAGUUUUGGGUUUGGGCACUGCCACAGCUCCGAAGACGUCACCCGGACUUCUUGCUCCUGGCGGAGUGCUAUGAGUACGAUGAAAUUCUUCCUCAUGGCACCAUGUUGGAGCUGUUGAAGCAAGGCUUCAGCGCUGCCUAUGACAAGGUGAUCUACGACAGGCUUACAGAAAGCCACCUGGACAAGCUGAGGGAGCACCUUUAUCAACACCCUCGCAUGUGCACAGGUCAGCUGUGCCACUUCACGGAGAAUCAUGACGAGGAUCGGACAGCAGCGCACUUUGGCCACCGAGCUUUGGCUGCCACAGUGGCAUCUUUGACUCUUCCAGGGCCUCGUUUGAUCAUGUGGGGCCAGGAAAAAGGCUUUCGAGAACGUCUUGCUGUACAUUUGAGACGCGCACGCCCAGAGGCUCCAGAUGCCAGUCUUUCGGCACCCUUGAGUGGACUGCUUGGUGCCCUCCAGAAGUGCAGAGGUCAAUUUCAGGCGCUCCCGGUAGACGGAGAUGCUUCUUGGAGGUUCCUUGCAUGGGGAUGGAAGGGCAAUCCAGAUGGUGCGCAGACAGUGGCAGUAGCUGUGGUGAACUACACAGAUGAGGAAGCCUGGGCGAAUGUGAAGCUUGCAGAAUUGCUCAAAGGUGCAACCGCCGAGACUUUGCACCUCACUGAUGUUUUAUCCCAAGAGGUCUUUGAACGAAGCACCGCUGCUCUUUGCGGAUCCGAAGGCCUCGUCGUAGGCUUGAAGCCAUUCCAAUCGCAUAUGCUUGUGUGCAGCUGGUGA